Molecule: messenger RNA, 498 nt
Organism: Alligator mississippiensis (American alligator)
Lineage: Eukaryota; Metazoa; Chordata; Crocodylia; Alligatoridae
Gene: C1H11orf87
Product: chromosome 1 C11orf87 homolog
Exons: 2
Coding region: 1-498 (165 amino acids)
Source: RefSeq, a predicted model, not a curated record
AUGAUAUCAGGCGGGAGCUCCGCCAGCCCCCUGCCGCCGGGGGCCCCCCCAGCCCCGUCCCGGCCUCCGCCAGCCUCCUCCAUGAGUGCCCGGCUGUCCAAGGAGCGGAGGCUGUCCCUGCCGCCCUGCCUCGCCAACCGGACCAGCGCCGGCAGCGCCUGCGUGGCGCAAGUGGGGCAGCUCUUCCAGUCCUUCUCGUCCGCGCUGGUGCUGGUCGUGCUGGUCGCCCUCAUCCUCGGCCUCGUGCUCCUCUCGCUCGCCACCUUCCACGUCCACAAGCGCAGGAUGAAGAAGCGGAAGAUGCAGAGGGCGCAGGAGGAGUAUGAGCGGGACCACUGCAGCAGCCGGGGCCCGCAGCCCGGGGCCGGGGCCGGGAAGCCCCCCGGGAGAGACGCCCGCCUGGGCCGGGCCCCGCAGGACUCGGGCGCCGCCCGCCCCUCCCAGCCCCGCUUGGACACGGCGGGCGCGGGACUCCUGCAAAGCGUGGUGCUGUCCUGA